GGAAAACACAUUAAAAAUUAAAUGAGACAUAUUGCCAGAAAUAAUUGCAUAAUAAAUAAAAUCAAAGAUGGAUUGGCCACUGUUCAAUUUAAUAGACCUGAAAAGCUUAAUGCAGUCAAUCUUGAAAUGUGUGAAGAUAUUCUUGAAAGUGCAAAACUUUGGAAUGAACAUGCUGUUGUGACUAUUUUAUAAGGAAAUGGUAAAACCUUUUCUGUUGGAGCAGACUUUUAGUAAAUUAAUAAAUAACAUUAGACACUUAUUAAAUAUAUCUCAAAGAACAAAUGAUUAAUCAAAUGUAUCUACUAAUGAUCAAUUAAAAGAUAUAUCUAAAAUUAGUCAAUUAGGUGAUUAAACUAAAAAAGCACUUUAUACUAUGAACUAAACUAAAAGUAUAAUGGUUUCAAUUAUGAAUGGAUCUGCUAUAGGAAUAGGUGCUGGUUUUGGAAUUAAUUCUCGUUUUAAAAUUGCAACAGAGAAUUCAACAUUUGUUAUGCCUUAAUGUAAAAUAGGUAUGGUACCUGAUGGAGGAAGUGCCUUACAUUUUAGUAAAUUACAACAAAAUUAUGGUUUGUAUUUGGGUAUGAGUGGUGAAUAAAUUGAUGGCAUAAAAAUGGUUCAUUUAGGUAUAGCUGACUUUCUAAUUGACAGUUAAUGCUUACCUGAAAUUGAAGAGGAAUUUGAACAUGCAUAUUUCUUAAGAGAUGAAGAAUCUAUAGAAGAAUUUUUACUAUAAAGAUUUUGUUAAAGACAUAGAACAGAAUUUAAUAUUCCUAAAUAAUUUGAAAAUGUAUUGGGUUUAUCUUCUUUACCAUCAAUUAUGUCUGCUAUGGAAGCACAAUUUCCACAAUAAGCUGCUGAAAUUAGAAAAAAUAGUGCUUUUAGUGUUUAUGCAUUUUAUGAAUAAUAUAUGAGAAAUAAAAAGACAAAAUUAUCUCUAAAAGAUAAUCUAAANAUGUCAGAUAUUUAUAAUAUUAAAAUUAUAUCAACUCUUUUGAAUCUAUAGUUAUUUUAUAUUUUGAUAAUAACCAAUAAAAUCUUAUAUUUAGUUAUGUGUCUAAAAAUUUAAUGAAUUUAAAAUCUUAAUUUCAUUUACUUAAUUCCUUUGUUUAGUUUAUUUAUCAUUUUUAUAUGAAUUAUGAUAAUUUAAUAUCUAAAAGACAUUUAUUUAAUAAUUUUUAUUUUAGGAGGAAAACACAUUAAAAAUU
Paramecium primaurelia is the source of this 1205-nucleotide messenger RNA. Lineage: Eukaryota; Ciliophora; Oligohymenophorea; Peniculida; Parameciidae. The record is from the annotation of a GenBank genome assembly.